AAAUGCAUAUUCCUCCUGCUCUCCCCUUCCUCCUCCUUCUUCUUCUUUGUCAGCAUGGUUCUGUAUUCAGUGCUAGGACUUCAUAUGUGAGUUACGGGGCGCUCCAAAGGAACAAUGUUCCUUGUUCUCGUCGAGGAGCAUCCUAUUAUGCUUGUGCAGAUCAAAAUUUCAAUUGUAGUGCAGAUGGGGGUUUGCCUUGUGAUGAAGUGUAUGCUCUGAAAGCAGUCAUAUCAGCAUUGGGGUUGCCAGUGCCCCAAAUUUCACGUUCUUACUGCUCGGAGAAGAGCUUCUAUUACAACAGCAUUUCCACCACCUGCGACUGCGAUGCUACCACUACCAUUUGUCACAUCACCACUAUAGCUACGUACAGCAUAAGCGUAAGUGGACACGUCCAUGAGUGGCUAUCGAAACUCAUUUACCUGAAGAAGAUUGAUCUUUCCCAGAAUCAGCUUCGUGGUAGCAUUCCAAACUUGGUGAACUUAACUCGGCUAACGAGUUUAAAACUUGGACAAAAUCACCUAUCUGGGCCAAUUCCACCUACCUUGGGGAAGCUGAAAGCUCUGGAAAUGCUUGAUCUGCAAAAGAACUUCCUGAAUGAAACCAUACCUCCCUCUUUAGGGAAUUUGAUGAACCUUACUACCCUGUCUUUGAGUAAUAAUAUGUUAUCAGGUCAAAUCCCUAAGGAAUUGGGCACCCUCUUAAAUCUCACUUCACUGAGAUUGGAAGAUAAUCAACUCUCUGGUUAUCUCCCACCAGAACUUGGAAAAUUGAGCAAGCUUGAAGAACUUUAUUUGAACUCCAACAAUUUGAGUGGAGGGUUGCCAGGAAGUUUUGCCAAUCUUAGAUCUCUGGUUUUAUUUAGAGUUGCUGGGAACAAGUUGAGUGGUAAGAUACCACUAUUCAUUGCAAAAUGGACCAACCUCACUGACCUGUACCUCAUGGGAAAUGAUUUUGAAGGGGAGCUUCCUCCUGAAAUCUUUAAUAUGCCCGGUCUUCAAUCUUUGUGGAUAAGUGAUCUUAACAACACUGGUUUCUCAUUCCCAAAGUUUGCAAAUAUGACAAGCAUAAAUUACCUGAUUAUGAGGAAUUGCUCACUCGGCGGUCGAAUCCCCAAAUACAUUGGUGAUAAUUGGACAUCAUUAAUGCACCUAGACUUGAGCUUUAACAACUUAAGUGGUCGGAUCCCACGGUCUAUGAAAAAUCUAUUUCUUAAUAGAUUGGGUCUCGCAAGCAAUAUGCUUAGUGGGCCAAUUCCUUCCUGGAUUCGUGAAAUGUAUAAGGUGGAUCUGUCGUAUAAUUAUAACUUCACAAAUCCACAGUACCAUAAUUCAACAAAAUACAAGAACAAACAAAAACUAAACAUGACUGAACCAAAUAGGGGUUCUAUACUUGCGUUGAGCAACCAAUGUAAAUCAAAACAGCAUUCCUUGUUUAUAAAUUGCGGUGGUCCACAAACUCUUGCUGAAGGGAAUCAAUACGAUGAAGAUAAUGCAACAACAAAUUUUUACAGCAUUCCAGGAAAGUGGGCUUAUUCUUGUUCUGGAGACUUCAUCUCAACAACCAGCAAUCCAAGCGAUUACGUAAAAAAGAUGGCCUGUGGAGUUUCUAUUUCAGAAGAAUCAUUAUAUAAAACAGCUCGGCUUUGACCUGUCUCUCUGAUAUACUACGGGUUCUGUCUGCAUAAAGGAAAUUACACGGUGAAACUUCACUUUGCUGAAACUGUUUAUACGCAGGACGAAGACUAUAGCAGCUUAGGGACUCGUAUUUUCGAUGUAUAUAUUCAGGGUGAGAGGAAACUGAAGGAUUUCAACAUAAAAGAGAAGGCCAAAAGUACAAAUGAAGCGUGGAUAGAAAAGUUCCCUGUAAUUGUGGAUGACCAUCCAUUGGAAAUUCAUUUUUUCUGGGCUGGCAAAGGAUCUCUAGAUAACCCACCUGCUCUCAAUGGACCUCUUGUAUCUGCCAUUUCUGUAACUCCAAACUUCGAUGUUCAUAAUGGGAAACUGUCUGCUUCUCAAAUAGCCGGGAUCACCAUAGGUUGUGCAUUUCCCCCGUUACUUCUAUUUCUUUUCAUAUGGAAAA
Molecule: messenger RNA, 2079 nt
Organism: Populus euphratica (Euphrates poplar)
Lineage: Eukaryota; Viridiplantae; Streptophyta; Magnoliopsida; Malpighiales; Salicaceae
Product: leucine-rich repeat receptor-like serine/threonine-protein kinase BAM3
Exons: 21
Coding region: 3-1646 (547 amino acids)
Molecular function (GO): protein binding
Source: RefSeq, a predicted model, not a curated record